Theobroma umbraticum is the source of this 768-nucleotide messenger RNA. RefSeq names its product zinc finger/BTB domain protein. Lineage: Eukaryota; Viridiplantae; Streptophyta; Magnoliopsida; Malvales; Malvaceae. Gene Ontology annotation, cellular component: chloroplast envelope. The record is from RefSeq and is a predicted model, not a curated record.
GCUGAUAACAGGGGGCGGUGAAAUCCUUGUCCAGGAACAAGAAAGCCAUCCUCUUGCAACCGAACAGCAGUCCUUAUCCUAUUUUCUUCCCACAUUUAACUUGGAAGGGGAAACUGGAAGAUACCAGAAAGAUUGCACUGAUGGGAAAGACAAAGAAAGAACUGCUAAGCAAAGCACCAUGGAGAGGAGACGACCAAGACAACACCAACAAGUUCGCAGACGCCAAGCUCAAGGUCACCAACCAGCCUGGCUCCACUCCCAAAAUGCACGUCCCUCGCCCCAAGUCCGCCGAUUCUAAAUUCGACAACGACAAUGACGAUUCCCUCGAGAUUGACCCCGAACUCCGUUACAGCUUUCAACGCAACUUCCAGUUUCUUCAACGAGUAUUUAGCAUAGACACUGUUGUGAAGCCUCUUCCACCUGCAAUGGCAUACAAUGUUUCCCGCAACUUGAGCUUCUUCACACGCAUAUUCACUCAGUUCUUUGACCCAGAAGGUAUUGCAAAUGCACAGAAAUCACUUGGGAUAGGGCAGGAAGAAAAAGCUCGCCGUGUCCGCUAAGAUCUAGCGUUCACACAAUGCAAUGAUAAUUUGUAACUUUGGGACACUUUGGAUUUUAGCGUCAUGAGAAUUGUUGGAAUCUGAACUUCAAAUGGGAUUCCUUUUGUGUGGUAAAGUAUCCAAGAUCUAUGAGUAAGUGCAGAGACACCAAAAAUGCAACUCAAUCAUUCCUGUACAAUGGUUCAAUUAUUCCCAGUUAAAUUGAUUA